GCUCGGCUCAUCACUGCUGAGGCGGGGAGGGGGAGGCAGGCAGGCAACCGCCGCCACCCGCCUCCGCCUCCUCCCUGCCUUCGCUCGGGCAAUGCAGGCAGCAGGGAAGCAGCCCGUUCCGGUCGCAGAGGCAGCCUCCCGGUUCCCCCGGCAAGUGAAGGCUGAUCAGAGGUCGGAUCCAGUUGGGGGCGGAAGGGUGGCCCCAGCAAACUCUUUCCCCUCGAGAUCGGAUGAGCCACUGCCUAGCAGCUCCAGCAGCGGCGAUCCUGGAGCCUGCUGAGCCGCGCCGAGAGCAGCCCAAGGGGGGCAGCCGCUGGCAAGAGGACGAAGGAUCCUUCCUCUCGGUCUGCUGUUGAGCACCCACUCUUCCCUUCUAAUACCCUGCAGCCGCUGGGCAGCUUCACCUGGCCUGAGCUCUUCCCCUUUCCUUCGAGGGAAUCAGAAGAGUCGCUUUUUUACUCCCAGGUUGACAAUUGGGGGGAUUUGCUUGUUCUCUUGAACUGUAGUAUGCUGGGGUGUAGGAAGUGCCCUGGGCUGCUGCAGCUGAUUGUGUGAACCACCACACCUGUGCGUGGGUUUGGUUCUCCUUUGCUUUAAAAAAUAAUUUUUGACAGCCCCCCCCCCCUUUAGCGUUGCUCUGGAGAGAAUUUCUGCCCAUAGCUUGUGUAUGCCACAUACAGAUACACACCCUCCUGCCAGCAAGAAAACCAGCUGGUCUUUCAGGUGAUAGAGCUAACCACCCACGCUAGAGAGAGAUGGACAGAGAGAAACAUCUUUAAUCCCAAGUCCAAAGAGCCAAGGAAGAAGAUGCGGAUGCGCUGAGAAGAUCUGGGGAGAGGGAUUAGAAGAGAAGGACCAAGAAGCAAAGCUUAGCUUGGAUUGACUGCUGAGCAGGGAACCUGUCACUUUAGAAAGGAGGCUUCUUUAGUUUGGACUGUCUUGCUGUUGAGGUCCCCCCCCCCUUCCUAUCUGCUUGAUGCCAUCCCUUGAACUGAAAGUGGGCACCCACAAAAAGGAUGAUGGAAGACGCUGGGUGGGUCCUGCACCUACCUCCUUUGCACCGUCUCUCUAUGGGGAAAAGCUGACUAUCUCGACCAGCUUUAAUUUCACUGAGGCCUGAUCCAAAGAUUCCACCCAACUCACUUCUAGCCACACCGUUGAGAUGGGACUCCUGUGUGCCUGACUGAGGACAUCACAUAUGCCAGUGUUGCAGGGAGGAACUGAAAAACAACAAACUCCUGAUGCCUCCAUGCCUUGAACUGCCUGUGGCCUUGUGUUAAUGGGACCUGAACCUUCACUGAGGUAAUUCUUGCCCGUAAGAAGAUCAACUUCUCUGAGGACAGAUUGACAAAAACAAGCAGGAUGCCUCGGAACAGGGCCUUCUCUGAGCCGGAACAUUCAGCAGAGUACUCAGCAGACUACUCGGUCAGUUUGCCCUCUGACCCUGAGCAUGGGGUAGGCCGAACCCAUGAAGUGACAGUGAGGAGCUCAGGUUCAUGCCUAUGUCUCCCACGCUUUAUGCGCCUCACAUUUGCCCCUGAGUCUCUGGAAAACCUCUACCAGACCUACUUCCGGCGGCAGCGUCACGAGACGUUGCUAGUCCUGGUGGUCUUUGCUGCUCUUUUUGACUGCUAUGUGAUCAUCAUGUGUACCGUGUUGUACACUCCAGACAAGCUGGCACCUACCUUGGCAGCCUCUGUGGGCCUUGCUCUCCAGAUCCUCCUCUUUGUCCUAUGCAAGUAUGAACUCCUGCCUGACCGAGUCACCCGGAAGUUCAUGCCCUAUAUCCUGUGGAUACUCAUAGCAGCCCAAAUAUUCUGUUACCUGGGCCUGAGUUUUGCUCGCUUCCAUGAGGCCAGUGAUACAGUUGGCUGGCAGGCCUUCUUCAUCUUCUCCUUUUUCAUCACCCUCCCCUUGCGCCUCACACCCAUUGUCCUUAUCUCGGCCAUCUCCUGCGGCAUCCACACCCUGGUGCUGGGGGUCACCAUAGCUCAGCAGCAGCAGGACUUAAUCAACGGUGGGGACUUGCUGUGGCAGAUCUUGUCCAAUGUUUCCAUCUACCUGUGUACCAUUUGUGUGGGCAUCAUGUCAUACUACAUGGCAGACCGGAAACACCGCAAAGCCUUCCUAGAAGCCCGGCAGUCUUUGGAGGUCAAGCUCAACCUGGAGGAGCAAAGCCAACAGCAGGAAGGAUUGAUGCUUUCCAUUUUGCCUAAGCAUGUAGCGGAUGAAAUGUUGAAGGAUAUGAAGAAGGAUGCAAGCCAGAAAGAGAUGCAACAGUUUAACACCAUGUACAUGUACCGCCAUGAGAAUGUCAGUAUUCUCUUCGCUGACAUCGUUGGUUUCACACAGCUGUCAUCCACAUGCAGUGCCCAGGAACUGGUGAAGCUUCUGAACGAACUCUUUGCUCGCUUCGAUAAACUAGCAGCAAGGUACCACCAGCUGCGCAUCAAGAUCCUGGGAGACUGCUACUACUGCAUCUGUGGGCUGCCAGACUAUCGGGAAGACCAUGCAGUUUGUUCCAUUAUGAUGGGUCUCGCCAUGGUGGAGGCUAUUUCCUAUGUGCGAGAGAAAACCAAAACAGAUGUGGACAUGCGAGUGGGUGUACACAGUGGCACGGUCCUGGGUGGGGUCUUGGGACAGAAGCGCUGGCAGUAUGAUGUGUGGUCUACAGAUGUGACAGUGGCUAACAAGAUGGAAGCUGGUGGCAUUCCAGGACGUGUACACAUUUCUCAGAACACCAUGGACUGCUUGAAGGGAGAAUUUGAGGUGGAACCAGGAGAUGGUGGAUCACGGUGUGACUACUUGAAGGAGAAGGGGAUUGUGACCUAUCUUGUAAUAGUCCCCAAGCAGCCACUCAAGAACGGGAUCAAUGGUGUGAAGCUGUCUGUCUCAUCAUCCCAUGGGAACUCGCCGCAGCUGAUCAACACCAAAGAAUGCAACGGGAGCAUUAACACCACUUGUACAACCCCAGAUGAAGCAGAGGAUCUGGACACCCGGGUGGUCAACCCUUCCUUUCCUAACCCUCGGAGGCGCCUGCGGUUGCGUGACCUGUCAGAGAGGGUAGUGGACGCUUCACAGAACGAACAGGAGCUGAACAAAUUGCUCAACGAAGCCUUGUUGGAGAGGGAGACGGUGCAGGCGCUAAAGGGCAAAUCCACAUACCGUCUGUCCAUGCGUUUCAUUGAACCUGAGAUGGAGACAAGGUACUCUGUGGAGAAGGAGAAGCAGAGCGGGGCAGCCUUCAGCUGUUCAUGUGUCGUCCUCUUCUUUACUGCUCUGGUGGAAAUCUUCAUUGACCCACGGCUGGUGGCAAAUUAUGUGACGUUUGUUGUCGGCGAGGUCCUUCUGCUCAUUUUGACCCUUUGCUCACUGGCUGCCAUUUUCCCCAGGGUUUUCCCCAAAAAGCUUGUGGCUUUUUCCACUUGGAUUGACCGGACCCGUUGGGCCAGGAACACGUGGGCCAUGUCUGCCAUUUUCAUCCUUACCAUGGCGGACAUUGUAGACAUGCUCAGCUGCCAGCAGUAUUACUCCUUCAACGUUACGAAACCAGAGCUGCCUUUGGGGAGCUGCGUGGAGAACCCCAAGUACUACAGCUACAUCGCUGUGCUGGCCCUCAUUGCCACCAUUAUGCUGGUGCAGGUCAGCCACAUGGUCAAACUCACCCUCAUGCUGAUGAUCACUGGAGCCGUGGGAGUGGUGAACAUCUAUGCCUGGAGGCACAUCUUCGACAAGUAUGACGAGCAGAGGUUCCGGGAGAACACGUCCUCACUGGUUCCGUCCAAGUACUCCAUGACUGUGAUGGUGUUUAUCAUGAUGCUGAGCUUCUAUUAUUUUUCACGCCACGUGGAGAAGUUGGCCAGGACGUUAUUCUUAUGGAAGAUCGACGUUCAUGACCAGAAGGAGCGUGUGUAUGAGAUGAGGCGCUGGAAUGAGGCCCUCGUCACCAACAUGCUGCCAGAGCAUGUGGCUCGACAUUUCCUUGGCUCCAAGAAACGGGACGAGGAGCUUUACAGCCAGUCUUACGAUGAGAUUGGUGUCAUGUUUGCCUCUCUCCCAAACUUUGCUGACUUCUACACAGAGGAGAGCAUCAACAAUGGUGGGAUUGAGUGCCUGCGCUUCCUCAAUGAGAUAAUCUCAGAUUUUGAUGCGCUCCUGGAUGAUCCUCAGUUCCGGUGUAUCACCAAGAUCAAGACUAUUGGAAGCACAUACAUGGCGGCUUCCGGGGUGACUCCAGAUGUCAACACCAAUGGAUACAACAAUGCCGUUAAGAAGGAAGACCUGUCUGAAAAGGAGCGCUGGCAGCACUUGGCAGAUCUUGCUGACUUUGCCUUAGCCAUGAAAGAGACCUUGAUGAACAUCAACUACCAGUCCUUCAAUAACUUCAUGCUGCGAAUAGGCAUGAACAAAGGAGCAGUUCUGGCAGGAGUCAUCGGUGCCCGCAAACCUCACUAUGACAUUUGGGGGAACACAGUGAACGUGGCCAGCCGGAUGGAGUCCACAGGUGUCAUGGGAAACAUCCAGGUGGUGGAAGAGACCCACUUGGUCCUGAAGGAAUACGGUUUCCGCUUUGUGCGCCGAGGGCGCAUCUACGUGAAGGGAAAAGGAGAACUGCUGACCUACUUCAUGAAAGGGCGAGACAAGCAAGGCUCUUUUGUCAAUGGCUCCUCUGUGACUUUGCCCCACCAGGUGGUUGACAGCUCAUGAUGCCUCUCAGACUCUCUGGAAGCAGGUUACAAAUCAGAACAGGUACCAAAGUGAAGAUGCCCCGGAAGGCGAAAAGGCUUUCAGCUCUCAAUAACUCCAGGUGGGAGAGCGAUUAAACACCGUGAACACAGACAUUUAGCUUUCUGAGACCCCCUCCCCCCCCUUGCCUAGUCCUUGAAGGUCUGUUAUUUGUAAAGGGGUCUCUUUCCGUGUCUGCCUUUGCAUCGUGGUGUAGAUGCGAGGAAGGGGAAAGGUGAUCUUGGCAGGAGAGACUCCUGUCUUUUGCACAAGUGCAUGGCCUUAUGCACAUUUGGGUCUGAAUGUAGGCAGGGGAGGCAGAAUCCCCAGUGCAGCAAUGCUCAGGUAGGACCGUCUUGCCCGAUGUCCCCACUGUGUAGCUGUCUUUUUAGUUGAACUGACAGGUUGUGGCUUUAAAGUUGUCACGGACCUAACCUUUGUGUAGAGCUUAUUGCUGAAAUAAACUGCAAACUCAGGGUGGGUAUUAACAGCAAGCAGCUGUGCGGGAGAGAAAGCCACACAAGGGCACGCUUGGGAUUUAUUUUUAGUAAUUCAAAAUGAACUCACCUUUGCCACCAAACCACCAUAGGUAGGGUGGGGGGAGGGAAAGAGCGCAAGCUCCUUCUUUUGCCUCUAAAAAGAUGUCCUAUUUCAAAUAUAUAAAUAUAUAUAUACAUAUAUAUAUAUAUAUGAAAGAUACAGAUUAACUUUAUAUUUUUAAUCGUGUCUUAAUUCCAAAAGCGGGGGGCCUCAUUCAGAGUGCACUUUGCACCUUCUGCUGCUCUCACCUCUGCUCUUGCUUGAAAGGAAGAGAUUUAUAAGGCCUGGUCGAAGACUGUUUUUAUUACUGCCUUCAUCCGAUUAUGUUGAAUACACACACAAAAAAUGUAAUUAUUUCUCUAGUUUCUCAAAUAGAAUCAGUUGGAUUUUAAAAAGUCA
Eublepharis macularius is the source of this 5664-nucleotide messenger RNA. It is a transcript of the gene ADCY3, whose product is annotated as adenylate cyclase 3. Gene Ontology annotation, cellular component: plasma membrane. Gene Ontology annotation, molecular function: adenylate cyclase activity. NCBI's taxonomy places the organism in Eukaryota, Metazoa, Chordata, Lepidosauria, Squamata, Eublepharidae. The coding region runs from base 1363 to 4707 and encodes 1114 amino acids. The record is from RefSeq and is a predicted model, not a curated record. The transcript is spliced from 21 exons. Gene Ontology annotation, biological process: intracellular signal transduction; adenylate cyclase-activating G protein-coupled receptor signaling pathway; cAMP biosynthetic process.